Molecule: messenger RNA, 399 nt
Organism: Guillardia theta CCMP2712
Lineage: Eukaryota; Cryptophyceae; Pyrenomonadales; Geminigeraceae
Exons: 5
Coding region: 5-247 (80 amino acids)
Source: RefSeq, a predicted model, not a curated record
GACAAUGUUUGCGCUGGUUAGAAACGCUGCAAGGGUACUCAACAAGACGAUGCUUCUGGAUUACACUAACCCCGACGAGGUUCCUGUCCCGGAGUGCUACGCGAAUCAGAGCACCUCCCUCAACCCAUGCGGAAAAUGCACCAAGCCAGCAACUGCGUUGGACACUGCGACCGGACAGACCAGCGACACUGUUGUCUACUCCUUCCGCCACAAUGCUGACGGUUGGUUGUGCGAUGCGAACAACUGAAGGUGGAGGGCGCCCAUGAAGAAGAUUCAAAGAACCUCUCUGUCCUCUCUGUCCUUUCGGUCUGGCCGAUGAAAGCCUCGAGGCUCAUUUUCGGCGUAGCUUUAUCCAGGAUACGAACCUGUGAGUUGAUGAUUACAUACCUUUACCCUUUC